This is a messenger RNA of Chiloscyllium plagiosum (whitespotted bambooshark), 4592 nucleotides long. Its product is annotated as adhesion G protein-coupled receptor F5-like. The record is from RefSeq and is a predicted model, not a curated record. Gene Ontology annotation, biological process: adenylate cyclase-activating G protein-coupled receptor signaling pathway; cell surface receptor signaling pathway. Gene Ontology annotation, cellular component: membrane. NCBI's taxonomy places the organism in Eukaryota, Metazoa, Chordata, Chondrichthyes, Orectolobiformes, Hemiscylliidae. Gene Ontology annotation, molecular function: G protein-coupled receptor activity.
AUUAGUUUGUUGCCAUAUUUCAUCACCUAUAGGCAUUGCUUAUGCCUGGCAAUCACACUAGAUUGAGAAUCACAAAACUACUGGCUUGUUGUCUCUACAGUCUAACAAAAAGAUCAGAAGUACCCGAGGAAGCUGAAAAUCUCAAAACCAUGGAGGCGAUGCUUCUUGUAAUUGUGGCAGUCUCUCUUCUGAUACCACCUUUGAAGUCUCAGUCAUUCGGUGACUUUUGCCUAAAGGAUAAAAAUUCUGUACCGACAGCUGCAAACACUGAAAUGAAAUGCACCUUGAAAUUGAAGAAAAAUGAGAAUUUACCCAAAUCGUUGGUACGAUGUUAUUAUCGGAGCAACACUACAUCGAAUGAUUGUCACAUUCUGUGUUAUGACCCUGUUUAUGGACUAGCCAAGUCAGGGCAGGCGGCAAUAAAAGAAUGCCCUAAGAAUGAGACUGGAUGUAUGAGAAAAAAAUGUGAGAAUGGAAAGUACUUAUCAGAAGAAAACUUUUGUGUAUUGGCUGAGAUAAAAAACAUGCUGGAGUCCACCAAGAACAAAACUGAAUUAGCAAAGAACCUUCCUGGCCUGGUGCAGCAAUUGGCCAACACCUCAACAAAUCAAGUUAUCACAGAACCUGGAAACCUCAUAGCCACCGUUGACAUCCUCACUGCUUUUUCGUCUUUAACAAAUGUUUCUGUUAACCAGUCCAUAAUGCAGAAUUUCCUUGUCACAGUAAAUACGAUUAUUGAUCAAUCUGCCCUGUCAUCUUGGAAAACAGUGGCACAACACAACGUCAGCUCCCAGCUAUUGAUGUCUAUAGAACAAUUUACCACCCUAUUUUCUUCAACUGAAGAAACUUUCAACAUCACAAAACCUAAUAUUCAGUUGAUGGGAGUGAAGAUUAACUCAAAUUCUCAUAAGGAUUAUAAAAUUUAUUUCAGUGAUUUUAAAUAUAAAAACAGAUCAUCAAGCAAUAGUGUGAACAUUGAUGAAAAAGAACUGUCAAAGCUUCCAAACGGUUCCCUUGUCAUCGGCGUUGCAUAUGCAACAUUGACUGAUAUCCUUGACAUACCAAACAGCAUAGAAAUAUUGAAUAGCCUUGCUGUGACAAUAAUAGCAGAAAGUUCUUCAAUUAAUAUCGAAAUAAAUUCCUCAUUACUGAACAGUACACUUCAGCGAGACAGUGCUAAAUGUGUGUUUUGGGACUUUGCUCAGAAUGAUGGGGGAGGAUGGAGUUCAUCGGGAUGCAGACCUGAAACAAAUGGAGACAACAUUAUUUGCAAGUGUGACCACCUGACCUCUUUUUCUUCACUGAUGUCACCUUUUGCACGUAAAGAAGACAAAAUUUUGGAAAUUAUAAGCCAGAUUACAACUGGACUAUCUGUGGGGUGUUUGAUAAUUUGUCUUAUUAUAGAGACAGUUGUAUGGAAGCAUGUGACCAAAACUAAGACCUCACAAGCCCGACAUAUAAUGAUGCUGAAUAUUAUUCUAUCCCUACUUACAGUUUAUGUGUUCUUCAUGAUGGCUCAAUACCUGAAAGGAAAUACAACAAUCUGCAUAGUGACUAUUUUCUUAAUGAAAUUUUUUCAUCUUUCUUUGUUUUUCUGGAUGUUUACUCUGGCACUUCUGCUUCUUUAUCACUUGAUUUUUCUUUUCAAAGAUUUCAGCAAAACAGCAAUUCUGAUCAUGUCAUUUGCUCUGGGCUACCUGUGUCCAUUAAUAAUUUCCAUCAGCACUUUUGCAGUUGGCUUUUCCCAAAAUCAUUACAUACAAAAAGGGAAAUGCUGGCUCAACGCAGAAGAGACCUACCUUCAUUUCCUUUAUAUUGUCCCAAUAUUGAGCAUCAUUGCAAUGAACAUCUUCAUUACAUUUCUUACCAUAUUUAAGAUUCUGCGACCAACUGUCGGGGAGAAACCAAUCAACAGUACAAAGGACUCUAAUAUAGUCAAGCAAAUUUGUAGAAGUGUUGUUAUUCUCAGCUCAGUCUUGGGUCUCACUUGGGCACUUGGAUUUGGAUUCCUGGAUAAACAUUCCUCUAACAUAUUAGAUUAUGCAUUUAAUAUCCUGAGUGGACUCCAGGGGUUGUGUAUUUUGAUUUUUGGUAUACUCAUGGACAGUAAGGUACAAGAAGCCUUAAGGCAGAAGGUUGUACCAUCAUCAAAUUCUUCCCAAAAGACGAAACUAGUUACCAGUACAACUUCAAAUACUUAUUGAACAUCUGGUGAUGAGGCGUUUUUCAAAGAAGGAUCCUGGAAUAUUAUCCGGCAAUUAUAUGAAAGGAAGCCAGGUACUUCAUGGGGCAUUCGACUUGUACAUGAGAGAUUGGCAUUUUUUCAUUUAUAAUUGUGUAUGUGAAUCAAUUAUAAUCUUGGUGCACUGAGAUUCCAACUUUUGUGCAAUCAUUAAUAAUUAUGGGAAUCAUUAAUGCAGUGCAAAUCAUGCAAAAGGCAAAAAUAUUCACAACAUCUUGAAGACAGCAGCAUAGAUUGCAAACACGCAAUCAAUAGACUUCACUGCCUCCAACAUUUUCAAAGUAUGUUGGAUAAUUGUUUUAUUUCACUAGUUCAGGAGAUAGUGAGGACUGCAGAUGCUAGAGAAGUCAAAGUCGCUAAAGCAUGUGCUGGAAAAGGCACAGCAGGUCAGAUAGCACCUGAGGAGCAAGAGUCGAUAUUUUAGGCAUAACCCUUCAUCUGCACCUGAAACGUCAACUCUCUUGCUCCUCAGAUGCUGCCUGACCGCUGUGCUUUUUCCAGCACCACGCUUUAUUGAAUCUUUUUUCAAUAGGGAUACAUUGAUACCAUUAUUUAAUUGUUUAUGUGAAUACUUUGCCUCAAAUUGCUCAUUAACAUCAUGCAAAUGUCUAAUGUUGCACUUUCUUUAAAUUAAUGUUUGAAUGUGGGAGUGCAUGGGGGAAAGUUAUCUUCCAGAGACACUUGCACAGUCUAAUGUACCACUUAGUUGUAGCAAAUCAAAUAUCCAUAUGAACUGCAAAAUUUUGAGAAGGUAGCUCAUCAUCACCAUCUGAAGAUCAAUUAGAAACCAGAGAUAAACGUUGGCCCAGCCACAUCCUGUGAAGGAAUUAAAUCCAAAAAUACAUUGAUCAGCGUCACUCGUGAUAGCAGAGACAUCAGGUUAGACAGAUUAGAACAUAGUCUAACAUCCAAAGAACAGCACUUUCCACACCUCCCACCCACCCCCCACCUCCCUGCUUCCCCACCCAGCUACCCCCUCCCACAACCCGCCAAUCCCGCUCACUAAAACGUCACUCUGCUAAAGCCAGAAUUGUUCGGUCAGCAUCAGCAGCUGAAAUUGUAUUUCCGAUCGCAUCGAAGAAUCUGGGUUCAUGCCCAAACAAUUCUCUGUGCCUCGGUCAACCCCAUCCCAACAGCAUGCUAAUUCCUUACCAGAGGCAAAAUAACAAAUAACAACUAAGGAUCAGUAAAGGAAAUAAAAAAUCUGUUGAGCCAGUGUCAAAUUCAAAAACAAUAACACUUGAAUAGCUGUUGUAUUGAAUCACUAAACUAAUGUACAUCAUGGUACACAUUAUAAAGGUGACUACAAUUUAAAAAAAACACUCCAAUGGUUGUAAACUGUGCUGACAUGAUGGUGUGAACAGUAAUAUCUUGUUUUAUCAGUUGAUCAGUGCAGUGACUAUUUAUUGGGUUUCUAUUUUUGAGAUGUGGAGGUGCCAGUGUUAAAUUCGUAAGUCACAUAACACCAGUUUAUAAUCUGACAGGUUUACUUGAAAUCACAAUCAUCUGGAACAUUAUUCCCUUGUCAUGUGAGCACUCCAUAAGCUUGUGUUUUCAAGUAAACCAGUCAGACUUUAACCUGGUCUUGUCAGAAUUCUGAUUUCUAUUGUUAAAAUGCUAGGAUUUUACAAAUGAAUAUUGUUGCUUGUGAUUAGCAACACUCUUGUCCCAAGACCAUUUUAACCAAUGGAAUUAUUUUAGAUAUGUAGUUUCUUAUGUCUUUUAGCAGGUUAGUACCAAUGGUUUUGUUAGAUAUAUUUCAUGGAAGUCAGUCUUUUCACAGUAACUUCAACAAUUAAUAAGUAACGCAAUAGUGAUAUCAGAAUGAAUAUAUUAACUCAGACUGUGAGGUGAUUUCUUUCUUAUUAAGCAAUUUUUCACACUAUUUGAAAGUAACACUGAGAAUUAAUUAACUUGAUCCAUAGCAUGAAUCUGAAGCAAAUUAUGCUGAUUUGAGUUAAGUAUUGUAUGUACACUUGCAAGAUAGGAGUGAAAAGUUUAGUCAUUCCCUCAUUAUGAAUACUGCAUUAUGUUCGCUGAUAUAUCAUUUGAUUUAAUAUUCAUUUUUACUUUGAAUAUUGUGACACAUUGGUAUGCUGUUGCAAGGAAACAAACAUUUAGCCAGAUAAACGGGAACUACAUUUGGUUAAAUGUACUGAUGUUGAAAAUUUGUGUCUUUUUGCAUUAGAGAGUAUGCUGUGUAUUUUAUUACUCUGAUCAGUAAGUUUAUAUUUCUGUAUCAUUGUAUUCAAAUGUAUUUGUGAUUAUUGUAUCCUAUUGGUGGAUGGUUGUAAUCUUUAAAAAGUUUUAAAUUAAUCAAGUGUCAAUUCUAAAAAAAGUAUUAAAUGGA